AUGUCUCGAGACAUCAACGAGACACUAAUAUCGGGUACAACGAAAGGACCACAUGUUACCAAAGUACCUUUAGAGCCCAUUUCCAGACUGGUACCCUUCAGUGCCUUGAUCAUUUGUAUCAUCUUCGUCAACUACUUUUUGAUCCGGUACUACGUCCUCGAAGGCUUCUUGCUCAAGAAAGUCUAUGGCAACUUAUACACACAGAUGAACGAGACAGCAAGGAGAGGGUUCGUCAAUCAUCAUAUCGCUGGGGCGACGAAGCUGUUGAUCCUGGUUCUGGCGGCAUAUCCCUUCAUCGAUGUGGCUUUUGGGACAGCUACCUUCAAGUCCUCAUUUGCCGGUUCGAAACAUGUCACCCAGGGUGAUAUCUUGGUUGUUGUGACUCAAAUGCUCAUUGCGAUGUAUGUCUUCGAAUUAUUCUACCGACCAAAAAUAUCUCCAGUCAGUGUUGCGCAUCACAUUGGGACAAUCAUGAUCGGCCAGACUGCAAUUGCAAUAAGUUUAAAUCUCGUGAGAGAAAAGGACGCUACCAUUGAAUUCAUUCUCUGCACGGUGUGGGGUGCAUUCGACAUAAUCUCCGAAUUUCUUCCUCACAUAGCUAUCAUCCUAUACCGGGUAUACCCAACUUCGCACAGGUUUCUCUACAAGGUAUUCCGUUUAGCGUGCAUUACAACUAUUGUUGGGACGCUGGCCGAAACGAUCCUCACCAUGUAUCUCUUCGGCAGUCUCUGGACCCGCUGGACAAUUGCUUUCAAGGUCACAACACCUAUGCUCCACGUCCUCUUCUCUUCAGCUCAGUUGUGGGGAAGUUACAAUUUAUACCGGAUGUACAAGAGGCAAGAACGCCUGUUAGCGGAAUUGGAAGGGGAUGUGGACGAUACAGAAGCCGGAUCCAAGGCAGAGGAUACUAAGGACCGAGAGAUUGUUAAGCCGAAUGAAGAGGCACACCAAUCGUCAGAUGCCAUGUCUCAUUACGGCUCAGACAUUGAGCUGCCGGAUCAGGAUUGCCUGAGAGGGUCGAAAAAGCCUUGA
Molecule: messenger RNA, 1032 nt
Organism: Hyaloscypha bicolor E
Lineage: Eukaryota; Fungi; Ascomycota; Leotiomycetes; Helotiales; Hyaloscyphaceae
Exons: 3
Coding region: 1-1032 (343 amino acids)
Source: RefSeq, a predicted model, not a curated record